Messenger RNA from Pecten maximus, 9915 nucleotides. RefSeq names its product beta-hexosaminidase-like. NCBI's taxonomy places the organism in Eukaryota, Metazoa, Mollusca, Bivalvia, Pectinida, Pectinidae. The record is from RefSeq and is a predicted model, not a curated record. Bases 130 to 4191 code for a protein of 1353 amino acids. Gene Ontology annotation, molecular function: beta-N-acetylhexosaminidase activity; polysaccharide binding. The transcript is spliced from 14 exons. Gene Ontology annotation, biological process: glycosaminoglycan metabolic process; ganglioside catabolic process; carbohydrate metabolic process. Gene Ontology annotation, cellular component: membrane.
AAACAACAAAACCGGAAAUUCAAGUCGGGUGAGGUACCCGACCAUAGCAAGCUGCAGGCCACGUCCUCCGGAUCGAGGAAGUCAGUUCUCGUAAUGAUUUGAGUAACCUAUGGAGGAACCCAUUCAGAUAUGAUUGCGAGGGCGUGUCGAUCGAACCUCUACCAUUUCAGUAGCAGGUAUAUCCGAGUAGCCAUCUUGUUUAUUGUUGCUGUAGCUGCUCUGUUGGCAGCCCGGGAUUAUAUUCGUACUGGUUCUGGGAAUGUUACAUAUAAGAAACAUAAAACAGUACCCAAGUGGAACCCAGCACACAACAAGGAUCUAUUUCUUGUCCCAGCUGUGAGACCCAAAGCUCGUCAUGUUGAGCCUUUGGACAGAACCAAGGUACUGGCUAAGUUAGCCCAGGCUAAGGCUCCGGAAGAACACCCACUGCUGGCGUUCCAGAGCUCCCGCGGGACCAAACACAGGUCCAAGGAGGAUGCUGCAAUGGUGGAAUACAUGGCCAGCAAAGUUACAGUAGAAAUAGAAGUCCUCACGAAUACUGAAGGCAUUCGCACAUGUUGGUUUCAGACAACCCUGACCAAUACAGGAACAGCGACUAUUUCCUAUGGACACUGGGAGAUAUACUUCCAUUCCGUACGGUUUCUUCAGCUGUUCGAUUUCCCGUAUCCAAACGGGAUUCUCAUCAAGGAUUCUCCUCUGCGUUUAUUCCACGUUCAAGGAUCGCUGUAUCGUCUCGUCCCUGAGGCUGAACUAUUCCAUGGCUGGACUGCAGGCGAUAAAAUAACACUUCAUUUGGAAGCUAAAGCUUUCCUUAUCUCAAGAUCCGAUUUCUUUCCCAAUUGGUACGUGACAGCACCAAAUAUUACACCCCUCCUUAUUCAAUCAGCAGCAGAUGACAAUCUUACAUUCGUUCAAGCUUUUGAUGCUCCCAGGAAAUGGAAGCGACGUAAGAACGACCAAUACAACCCCUUUACGGCUGAGGAUCGAUUCAACAGAAAUUUAGUGAUACGUGACCUUGGACAUCCGGGAUCUCAUAUCAUACCAACGCCUGUCCAGGUCAGCUUUGAUCCAAUCAAAAAAGUCCAAAUUGAUACAAAGACUUGGAAAAUUUUCCACAACUUGAAAUUCUCAGAGGAAGUUAGCUACCUCGCAGAUCUGUUGAAACUACAAGUGAGCAAUGUAAAGCCUGCGUCUAACUACAUUUCGUUUGUGGAGGAAACGGUUCUGCCUUUGAAGCGUGUUCCGACAACUGUGGAAGAAGCUUAUUCUGUAACGGUUGACUCCGUACCAAACAUCAUCACUUUAUCCGCUAGCCACAAACCGGGAGCAUUCUAUGCUGCCGUAACACUUUAUAGCCUAACCAGUCGAGUUAACACAGGAUUGUGGGAAGUUCCUGUUGGGAAGGUCGCAGAUCAACCUCGUUUUAAAUAUCGUGGAUUGCAUCUGGAUGUUGCGCGUAACUUUCAUCCCAAAGAGGAAGUUUUACGUCUUUUGGAUGUUAUGGCGAUAUACAAAUUGAACAAAUUCCACCUACAUUUAUCAGACGAUGAGGGAUGGAGGAUAGAAAUACCGGGGCUCUCUGAGCUCACACAGGUAGGAUCAAAACGUUGCCACGGUGAUGUAAAGGAGCGAUGCCUAUUCCCGGCGUUAGGGUCAGGCCCUGAUGCUGUAUAUCCAGGAACAGGUUACUACACUGUUAGGGACUACCAGGAGAUCUUGAGGUAUGCUGACCAUCUUCAUAUACAAGUGAUACCAGAGAUUGAUAUGCCAGGGCACAGUCAGGCGGCCAUUGUAGCUAUGGAGGCCCGGUACUAUGACCUCCGUGAGAAAGGUCAGGGACUGGAGGCCAGGGAAUACCUUCUCAGUGACCUGGCUGAUAAGUCGGUUUACCUGUCGGCGCAGUCCUUUACUAAGACAGCUCUCAACCCUUGUCUGGAGUCAACAUACACAUUCCUCAGACAUGUGAUGGAAUCACUCAAGGUUAUGCACAGCGAUAUUCAACCUCUGACCUUUUACCACUUUGGAGGUGAUGAAGUUCCAAAAGGGGCUUGGGUCAACUCCAGUGCUUGUCUGACAAGCUCAUUACAGCCAGAUGUACACACUCCUCAGAAAUGGAAGGAGUAUUUUCUGGUCCGUUUGGCUAAGAUAGCCAGACAACUAGACCUUGAGCUGGGUGCGUGGGAGGAUGGCAUCAUCGACCAGAACACGUCGGUACCGUUCAACAUAGACCUGUUUGGAUCGAAGUCAAGGCACAUCUACACUUAUCCCUGGAACAACAAGUGGGAGUAUGGGAUUGGGAAUCAGGCCUACAACCUUGCCAAUGCUGGUUACAAGGUUGUGAUGUCACAGGGGACUCACCUGUACUUUGACCAUGCUCAGGAGCCAGACCCCGAGGAGGUCGGACUUUACUGGGCGACACGCUUCAUUGACUUACAGCGUGUGUUUUCCUUCAUACCUGCUCAAAUGUAUUGGAAUGCUGACCUGUCCAUCAUGGGUGAACCACUCACCAAGGACCAAAUCUGUAAUGGAAAAGAGUGUCUUACCCUUCAAAAUCCAGAAAAUAUUGUUGGUAUGGAGUGCCAUCUAUGGGGAGAAUUGUUGAGGUCACGUGAUGUCACAGAUCAUCAAAUGUUUCCUCGGGUCAUUGCCAUGGCGGAGAGAGCCUGGCACCAUGCUCCAUGGGAGAGUGAGAGUGACGUGGCAGCGAGGCGAACAAAGAUGGAUGCUGAUUGGUCAAGAUUUGUGAACACAAUCGGGUACAAGGAAUACCCAUACCUGGACAGCCUCGGUAUCAAGUACAGAAUCCCGCCUCCAGGGGCAGUGGUAAAAGACAAGAAACUGUUAGUGAACAGUGAGGCGCCUGGUCUGGAAAUUCAGUACAGCUUAGACUUUGGUAAAACAUGGAGGGAUGCAAGGGGGGGACCAGAACUGACGGGGGACAAUACCAUCUUCCUGAGGACAAUGUCAACAGACAGGAAAAGAUGGAGCCGGAUUAUCAAGCUUCAGUAUGACCAUGAUCAGGUCAAGGUUAAACAAAGAGCUAGGGACGGAGAGCUGCAGGUUCAACAACAAAAUGGAGUAAAUUCAAGAGGUUCUAAACAAACUCGAUCAGGCACAUCUCGACAACAGACUCCACUGGAGAAAUCUUCUAACCGGAUUUAUCAGGAAACAUCAGCAAUGGUUCAGUCACUCCAACAGAAACAGCAACAGAUUCUAUGGGAUCAACAUCCACUUAAACGACGGGGAAGACCUCAGAUUUUACCAGGAAAUUCUGAGCAACAACCUGGACAAGUUAGAUCACCUCAACAAACAGGACAAGUAAAAUUACCUCAACAAAACAUGAAACUAGGGAAAAGUUCACAACAGAUGGGGAUCAGACAAUUUCAACAGCAGAAUGGACGAAAAGAGGUUGAUCAGGUCAAAUAUCAGCAAACAGGUAAAUUACUACAACAACCAGGUAAAUUACAACAACAACCAGGUAAAUUACAUCAACAACCAGGUAAACUACAUCAACAACCAGGUAAAUUACAACAACAACCAGGUGAAUUACAACAACAACCAGGUAAAUUACAACAACAACCAGGUGAAUUACAACAACAACCAGGUAAAUUACAACAACAACCAGGUGAAUUACAACAACAACCAGGUGAAUUUCAACAACCAGGAAAACCUGUAAAAGUGCCAAGAGUCUCGCAGCAAAUAGUACAAAAUAAAGGUGUGUUGGUUGGACAACAACAGGCAGGACCUGGUUUAUCUGAAGGAGCCUUUAAACAAAAAAUGAGACUGAAGUCUUUACAAGGAAAUAUUGACACAUUAGUGAAGAAGUUAAGUGAUAAAACAAUAAAUUCCAAUUUCCAGCUAAACCCAGAAGCUUCGAAUUCCAACGUCCAGCUAAACCCAAAAGCUUCGAAUUCUAACGCCCAGCUAAACCCAAAGACUUUGAAUGUCCAGGAAAGUUUACCCAAAAUGAAUCAAGCUGAGGGCAAACUGACCAACCUACUCGCUCUACGAGGCAAAUCCUCAAAAACCUUCCAGAGGAAGCCAGAAGUGAUUGCUGAUGAAAAACCUGCCGGGCCCGCUAAAGUCUGGCAAGGACAGAGGAACAAUGCUGCUGACAAGGGGAAUCACUCAAUUCAAGGCUUAAAGACCAAAGAAAAAGAAAUACUUCAAAAUUUUAAGGAAAGCUAUUGAAUGAAGAUGGAAAUAGUUGUGUUGCUUGAGAUCUGAAGUUACCUUGGAAACUCUUUUUGUUCUGUAUCUUUGAAAGUUGUUUCAGAAAUUUUUCGAUUUUUUUUUGUUAUCUGGAAAAUCAUCAUUUUUGGUAUCAUUAGGACCAUGUAUAUAUUGUUAUAAACAAGGGAGAUCACUCUAGUGACAAGUUAUAUAUUGUUAUAAACAGUCAUAUGGUUUAAACAAGGGAGGUCACUCUAGUGACAAGUUCUUGCGUGUGCUACUGAUAUAAUCUAGAUCAUGUGGGUGUUUGAAGAUUUGGACAUUUUUUGUUGAGUUUAGUACACUGCCCUCCAUCUUUAAUCCUUUCACUAAAGAACUUUCUUCUCUUGACAAUGCCUCACUUUUGGCCUUUAGUUGAGCUUUCGCCUCUGUGAGGAAGGCUUUGGGUUCUGACCCCUGGUCGAGACAUACCAGAGUCUUUAAAAAUGGUGGUUGCUACUCCUGCUGAAAGCUCAACAUUUUGGGAAUGGGACGACUGGUUUGCCCGGUGUCAGUAUAAUGUGACCAAGUGGGGUGUCCUGCUGGAUGUCUUUGGCAGUAUCCUUCCGUGAGGUAGCACAAUAAAUCAGUUAUAUGAUAUAAAUGGUUGCAGUUACUUGAAGUUUAUUAAUUUGCUCAUACUAAUGGCAAAUACAAAACAAAAAAUAAAUAUGUUGCCAUCUUGAAAUAAUGGGGAGAAUCAAGGAAAAGGCCUGUUUCAAAAUACUUAAAAUAUAUUUUAAAUGUGUACCAUAAAAUCACACAGGUAAGAUCACUGUGAGAAUGCUGGAAACAUACAAUAAAUACACAAAAUUUUGCAAAUUUGACGAAUUUUUUUUAAUAUAAAAUUAGGUUAAAACAAUGUAAUUAUCAAAAAAUACGAUAAUGAACUUAAAAAAUAAGUUUUACUGAAUUUUAAACUUUGUUGACUCAUGGGCCCAGGUUUUAUGGAUUGGAAAACCCCUCUCUUUAAGCUUUAAGAAGAUUAGGAAUUGUUACGUGCUCCCAUUUUCGUUAUGCUCAUUCAUCCUUCCGUCCUUCUUCAGUUUAUCUUGUUGAGACAUGAUCUCCUACACUACUUGUCACUGGGACUCCAUACUUGUUAUAUAGGAUCACAUAACAGAGGCGGUGUGUCGUGUAUCAAAUGUAGAUCAGUCUGACCUACAGUUUGACCUUUGACCUACAUCAAAGGAAAAGUUUGUCUGGCCUCCAUCUCCUACAUUGGUUACUUCUCACCUCAACUUCAUACUUGGGGUAUGGGUUCACCUAGGUGGGGCGAUGAACCAUGUAUCAAAUGUAGAUCAGUCUGACCUACAGUUUGACCUUUGACCUAUAUCAAAGGAAAAAAGAAAUGUUUGGACCUGCUCCUCUUCUUGUCACCAGAAAUUCUUACUCAGGACAGGUUAUAUGGUAGGCGCCAAGAUCACUCGGAGAUAUCUCAUUAUUUUUCGCGAGCCUAUUACUAGUUUCAUAAAAUUUCAUUAGAAAUCAAAACAGAUUUAAGAUGCUUUAUUUAACAUCGCUCAAUUUACUUCCAUUUUGACAAGUUAUAGACAAAAUUUUGAGGGAUUAAAAUCAAAUGGAGACAGCUAUUUUGUUGCAUUGUUCACAAUUCAUGACAUCAUAUCAUUGUCCAUAUCAUGACGUCACAAUCAAUUUUUGGCCCAGCCAAUGUGUAUGUAACAAUGUGUUACUAGUGACAUAUGUAAAAUAUUACACGGGGGAAUUCACUGUAAAAUAUUACACGGGGGAAUUCACUGGACAAUAUUACACGGGGGAAUUCACUGGACAAUGUAAAAUAUUACACGGGGGAAUUCACUGUAAAAUAUUACACGGGGGAAUUCACUGGACAAUGUAAAAUAUUACACAGGGGAAUUCACUGGACAAUGUAAAAUAUUACACGGGGGAAUUCACUGUAAAAUAUUACACGGGGGAAUUCACUGGACAAUGUAAAAUAUUACACGGAGGAAUUCACUGUAAAAUAUUACACGGGGGAAUUCACUGGACAAUGUAAAAUAUUACACGGAGGAAUUCACUGGACAACUUUGUGAUUAAUUAUUUAUACAUAUCAACUGUCAUCAAUGAAAUUGUUACGAAGUUUUCAAUACUGUACUGGUAUAUAUUAACCUUAUCCAUCUAGAAAUCAUACGAUGUGUUUCUAUAUUGUACAGUUGUGUAAAAGUGAUGAGAUUAUUUCUAAUCUCAAGCUUCCUUUCAUUUACAUGCUAUGCAAAACAGUUGAGUUAAAUGUAUAUGCAUGUAAUCAGAAUAUUUAAUAUUAAAAUCAAUGUAAAAAAAAAACCCCAAAAAACAAAAAACAAAAACCUGUUUAACAGUGUGUGUGACAUGUAUAUAGACAUUUGUAUAUUUUUUUUCUAUGACAGAGACUACAUAUAAAAUGUUGAUACUGACAAAUAGAUUAGUGAUAUCAAAUAUUUUACAGACAGAAAAAAAUCAGAUUUUCAUAUUCUUGUAUAUAUUUAAGUACAGUGAGCUCCCAUGUAAAUUUUGUCUGGAUAGAAGUCAUUGUUUGCUAAAAUGAUAUGAUGAUUUUAUUUCACCCAGGCACACUUUGUGUGGAACAAGAGGUAAUGAAUCCGAUAUACUUGUACACUGUGUAGUAUAUAUAAAUUAUAUAUGUUAAACAAAACAGAUGCUUCUUUGUUUUAUUGUAAAAAUUUGUUAUAAAAGGUAUGAUGUUUUAUGUUGUUUACAGUAGAGGGAUCGUACAGAAAAGACAUUUUGUGUGGUGUUAUGGUAUUUCAUAAUUCAGUAUCUUUUUUUUUUUGCUCACAUACUUCCAAAAUACAAAACACAACAAUUCAUUUUUGAGCAUAUCAUGUGAGAAAGAAGGAUCUGAUCAGGAAAAAAACAUUUGUUUUCUUACUUGACAUUUAUAAUGGUGUAAUGACACAUCAGAUGUGGGUGAUUUUUUAUUUCACUUGAUAUCCUGGGUCAUCUAUAAUGCUAUAAUUAAUUAUCCGACUUGUGGGUGAAUUCUUAUUUUAUUUGAUAUCCUGGGCCUCAAUAAUGGUAUAAUUAAAUAUCCAACUUGUGGGUGAUUUUAUCUUCGUUUUUCUUUCAUGGUGAUCAUUUUGCAGUUUUCACCUGUGAAGUCUACUAACUAACAAUUAUCUACUUUGUUUAAACAACGUUUUUUUUGCAGACACAGGUUACUACUUGUAACAAUGCUGUCAGUCAUACAGGUAUAUUGUAAAUAGAUUUCAGUGGCCUCUCUAUCAAUACCGUUGUUUUGUAUAAGUGGCCUCUCUAUCAAUACUGUUGUUUUGUAUAAGUGGCCUCUCUAUCAAUACCGUUGUUUUGUAUAAGUGACCUCUCUAUCAAUACUGUUGUUUUGUAUAAGUGGCCCCUCUAUCAAUACCGUUGUUUUGUAUAAGUGGCCUCUCUAUCAAUACUGUUGUUUUGUAUAAGUGGCCUCUCUAUCAAUACAGCUGUUUUGUAUAAGCGGCUUCUCUAUCAAUACCGUUGUUUUGUAUAAGUGGCAUCUCUAUCAAUACUGUUGUUUUGUAUAAGCGGCCUCUCUAUCAAUACAGCUGUUUUGUAUAAGCGGCCUCUCUAUCAAUACAGCUGUUUUGUAUAAGCGGCAUCUCUAUCAAUACCGUUGUUUUGUAUAAGUGGCAUCUCUAUCAAUACCGCUGUUUUGUAUAAGUGGCCUCUCUAUCAAUACAGCUGUUUUGUAUAAGCGGCCUCUCUAUCAAUACCGUUGUUUUGUAUAAGUGGCUUCUCUAUCAAUACCGUUGUUUUGUAUAAGUGGCAUCUCUAUCAAUACCGCUGUUUUGUAUAAGUGGCCCCUCUAUCAAUACCGCUGUUUUGUAUAAGCGGCCUCUCUAUCAAUACCGUUGUUUUGUAUAAGUGGCUUCUCUAUCAAUACCGUUGUUUUGUAUAAGUGGCAUCUCUAUCAAUACCGCUGUUUUGUAUGUUUUGUGACAGUGUUUUAUUAGAUGUUUUAAUGAUAGAGUUUCCAUACUUUCUGCAAUUUUUGCUUUUUUCAUUGUUCUACAAAUGUUUUCCAUUUUGCAUAAUAUUUUGGAUAGACAUGCCAUUUUUGUUGUAUUUUGAGGCGUUUUGGACAUUUAGGUUAUUUUAGGGGAAGAUAAAUCUUGCACAGGUAAAAUGGGAAACAAAUCUGUGAUUGAAAGGAUAAAACAGAUUAAUACAAUUAGUUGUCCAUACCUUGUCUUUCUAGAUUUAUUUUAUUCACUGAAUUACUGUUGUUUGUAGGCAUUGAUAAUUAACUUGAAAGUAAAAAAACUCAUUACACAGUCAAACCUUGAUGAUUCGAACUUCGUUGAUUCAAAUUUACUUGGUCCCGAAUUUCCUCACUAUGUAACGCUACUAACGAACCUAUGUGUGAUUUAAACUUUUACAAAUCGAAGUUUUUGAUAUUAUAUUAUAGGUAAUUGACAUCUCAUGAUUUGAACAACAAAUUUACCUGUACUGACCAGUGGACAGGUGUUUGUCGUGACCCCGCGGCAAGACUUCACACCUUUUCCACAAACGCUCUUUCAGACAAUAGGGAUUACGAUAGCGUGUACUGUUGUCUACUCCCAAUCAUGGGGUUGAUUAAAAAUCAGGCCCAAUGUAUAGAUUGUGUAUUUAGAAGCCAUAACAUUUAAUUAGCAAUGUCUUCACUCAUACUCAAAGUGUCACGUUUCAAACUUAUACAUAAUCCAUAUAAAUCGAUUAUUUGUCAUUCAAUCAUGCAUUCUCAACUGAUCGGCAUUCCGCAUUUUAUAUAUAUAUAUGCACCUAACGUCUUCAGCAAAAAAAGUUAACGUAAGUGUGCAUUGUACUUCAUUUGCUUUAUCUGUUAAACGUGAUAUAAUUGUUUUGUAAACAAUACAUAGUUCGUUUAAUACAAUUCUGAAUUGAUGAAAAGUAUUUAUUUUAAUUUUGUGUUGGAGGUAAAUCAAUUAAGCUUUUCCAUGUGAGCCUGACAGUUGGCAAUCAACACGAAGACACCGAGGACAUGUAACGUUAACAGAUAUGGUCAUUAUCAAGAAAACAUUGAUCUAUUGUCAACCAUGAAUAAUUCGAAGUCCCGCUGUUUCAAAGUUUUUCUCUGUUAGUCCCUUGAAUUUCGAAACAUCGAAGUUUGACUAAAUGUUUAUUGUGGACAACCAUUCCAUAGAUUGUGUAGCGGAACUGGACCGGGUUGAUCAUCGGCGACCAGGUAGCUCAAUCGGUAGAGCAUCCGGCUAGUGUUCGGAGGUCCCGGGUUCCAACCCCGGUCUGGCAGUGUAUUUUCCACUCCUACCACAUUUGGUGCCUGUGACCAAACCUUGUUUCAAGUGAGGUGAAUACUUGACAAGGGGAUACCCGAACCUGGGUUGUGAAUUGUGAAGUCUUCGGGGUCGAAGACUUAAAAAAAAUAGGAGGGAAGAGUGUAGCGGAACUGGACCGGGUUGAUCAUCAGCGACCAGGUAGCUCAAUCGGUAGAGCAUCCGGCUAGUGCUCGGAGGUCCCGGGUUCGAAUCCCGGUCUGACCGUGCACUUUUCCACUCCUAUUACAAUUGUAUUUAGUGAAGAAUAAAUGAUAAUAAUAUCAGCAUCGUGAUGAAAUGUUGUAAUGAACCAGUGUAGAGUCCAAGGGUUCAAAUUUUAGUUUUGUGGUUGUUAUUGAGAAUUGUUUAUAUGGUGGGAAAUGUUUUUAUGUGGAAUAAAUUUUUAAUGUAUACACAA